Molecule: messenger RNA, 1131 nt
Organism: Penicillium crustosum
Lineage: Eukaryota; Fungi; Ascomycota; Eurotiomycetes; Eurotiales; Aspergillaceae
Exons: 7
Coding region: 1-1131 (376 amino acids)
Molecular function (GO): monooxygenase activity; oxidoreductase activity, acting on paired donors, with incorporation or reduction of molecular oxygen; iron ion binding
Source: RefSeq, a predicted model, not a curated record
AUGCGAGCGGCCAUGAAUCCGUUUUUCUCCAAGGGUGCCGCGGACCGCGCCUCUGCCGGUUUUGUUAGGCGGUUAAAUUCAGCCUCGGAUAUAAUCUCACAACAGUCGGCAGAGAGAAAAGGCAUUGACCUGGUAAACGUAAUCCGCUCAUUGACGUGCAAUACGAUGGCCGAGGCUUUCCUCGGGGAUCCUGAGUUAGUUCCCACUGGGUGUCGCUCUGACUUGCUGGAUACGCUGGAUGAGAUUGGCUCUAAAUCUUUGCUGAUCUUGAACUUCCCUCUCUUGGGAUAUCUCGGUUCAAAGAUUCCUCCUUGCAUUGCCGACUCUCUGGCUCCUGGCCUUCGAGGCCUACGAGAGAAAUGCAACAUUUUGAUCAGAAGAUGCCAGGAGAAGAAAAAUAACUCCGAAUCUUUUGGAGGUUCAGGCUCAGUAUGUGAAAUGAUACUCGGCACAAACCCCGCUGGCGCUCUAUCCACCGCAGUGGAUCGUGAUAUAAUGCAACACACGCUACAGUUCCUGGUCCCCAACACCGAUUCCUCAGCAAUGGCUCUAUCUGCGGCAAUCUUCGAGCUCAUUAAGUUUCCUGCAAUGCGCCACCGCCUCCGCGGCGAGUUGAUGGAUUACUCUCUUGAAAGCGACGAUUGGAGCAGUUUGACCAAGCUACCAUAUCUGACAGCAGUAGUGAAAGAAACCCUGCGUAUGCAUCCUAGCCUCCCGGGCCUCUUGCCUAGGGUCGUUCCAGCAGGGGGAUACACUAUUGGCCAGCACUACCUCCCUCAAGACAGCAUAUACGCCAUGCAUCAAAACGCAGAGGCGUAUCCGGAACCGACACGAUUUAUUCCCGAGCGUUGGCUGAUAAACAGCGAUAAAGAGCGCGACAGGUGUUUUACACCAUUCCAGAAGGGAAAUAAUGCCUGCAUCGGAAUAAAUCUCGCAUAUAUGCAGUUAUAUCUCGGCAUUGCGCAUAUAGUCAAGCGCGUUGAUUUGGCACUGUGCCAGUCUGACUUCACUGACUGGGACUGGAUUGAUCGAGCAGGGGCGAAGUUGGCAAGACUGGUGUCGGUUCGAGUCGUUCAAGAUUAUGCGAGUGGUGAAUACUCGCGUGGGUCUAUGGAUAGUAAUGGUGUGUAA